AUGGUGUCUCUUCUCAAGAGAAUGCGAAGAAUGAAGUCUAGAGUAUGUAUCUCUCUUACGUCGAAGCCGCCAUAUAUAACUCCCAAGUCCGCGGAAGAGUAUCCACAUACUCCCGGAUAUGCUUCCCUCUUAGAUAUCAGAGUCGGUCUCGGAGCUGCUGUAUUACCACCCGCGCCUUCAUCCUCCAGUGCUUCCCCCGUUACCCGCCUUCAUCUUACCUACGCCCGCAAAAUGUACGAGGGCCACUUCGGCGCUCGGAAGUUUUGGCGUCAAUGCCUGCCAAGAUUAAAAUAUUACAACCCUGGUAUUUCGAUGUCGGUCAAGCAAACAGAUGACAAUGCCGGCCCUGCGCUGCUGUCACUAUAUUUUGAAAAUAAGGACGGAGCAACAAAACAAGCAUCUUCAACGAGGGAUGAAUCCGCGCCCUCGCCUACAGAAUCGGAAUAUGUGAGAACGAUAGAUGUCAAGGGGAAGAGUUUAGAGGAAAUAUGGACUAGUUUCAAAAAUUUGACUGGGGCAGAGGAGCUGCAGGUAUCAGAAGCCGACCAGCACGAGAUUGAAGAGCGAACUCGACAAUUGCAACAAAGUGCAAUUGAUCGUCAACGAGUUGCGAGUAUCCGACAAACCCGAAAAGAUCAAGCAGCACUUUUAGCAGCAGCCAAAGCAGAUAUUGAGAGAGUUAGGGCGGAAUAG
Molecule: messenger RNA, 693 nt
Organism: Ophidiomyces ophidiicola
Lineage: Eukaryota; Fungi; Ascomycota; Eurotiomycetes; Onygenales; Onygenaceae
Exons: 3
Coding region: 1-693 (230 amino acids)
Cellular component (GO): mitochondrion
Molecular function (GO): structural constituent of ribosome
Source: RefSeq, a predicted model, not a curated record